Acanthoscelides obtectus is the source of this 315-nucleotide messenger RNA. NCBI's taxonomy places the organism in Eukaryota, Metazoa, Arthropoda, Insecta, Coleoptera, Chrysomelidae. The record is from the annotation of a GenBank genome assembly.
AUGAAAUCCCAGCAACGGAUGAAAAAAACGGAUGAGAAACACAGUAGCAAUACUAAGGAAAAGGCAGGAAGUAACAAAAAGCUUGCCAAAGAAAAAAGUCGUAGAAGAGCCCGAUUUGAUUCUAGUUCGUCCGAAAGCGAAACGGAAGUAGUUACACAGGAAAGUGGUGAAUCAGAAAUAGAAGUAGACCGUUCUGAAAUUUGUGCAGAAUGCGGUGGAUAUUAUUUCGACAAAAAGGGUCCCAAAUGCGAUUGGAUACAAUGCACGAGGUGUUCAGACUGGAUCCAUGAGAUCUGCACAAGAUCUGACUUAUAG